Molecule: messenger RNA, 524 nt
Organism: Myxozyma melibiosi
Lineage: Eukaryota; Fungi; Ascomycota; Lipomycetes; Lipomycetales; Lipomycetaceae
Exons: 5
Coding region: 97-351 (84 amino acids)
Biological process (GO): protein N-linked glycosylation
Source: RefSeq, a predicted model, not a curated record
CAAAUUAGGUCGAGAUGGCCACGUAACGAACGCGAAGCACUGAUCCACACGAACAACUUUCAUUGAUCUCAGCAGUCUGCAAUUACCAACAGAACAAUGUCGUCGAUCCUGCCUGCUUCUAAACUGUGGAGUCAGGGGACUCCGUUCACGCCUUUGAUCUCAAUUGAUUCGCAGCCGAUUCUUGCAAUUCUUCUUCUUCUUGCCGGAAUUGUGCUCACCGCGCUCUUCAGCAUGACCGACAAACGCGGAAUCUCGGGGUUUAUCAAGCAGAGUGUUGUGGCGAUUCCAGCGUCUUUGACUCUUGGAUUCGGAUUUGUUUACCUACUCUGCGCGGUCGGUGUAUAUGUCUAGUGAGAUAGAGAUGAUAUGUAUUCAAAAGGAAGAAAGGCUAGAUAUUUGUACGAUAGGAAUAGGAAAGAUAGAAAAGGAUAUGAACAGAUGCAGAUGCAGAUGCACUCCAUACCGCUGCUUGACAGCACAGCACAUUAACUACAAUACAAAUACAUACAGAUCACUAUAACCAC